AGAGGGCGCCCGGCGCCCGGUGGGUGGGUCGGCGCCGCGGCCGGCGGCCGGACGGAUUACUGGCAGGGAAGCCGUACGGGCGGCCCGGCGCUGCAGAGCCGUCGUACCUACCUCGCCGCGCUGUCCGCUCCGGUGCCGAGAUACAGCGGGUGGAGGAUCGGAGAGACCGUCGUUCCGUGCAGCCCUGGCCCCCUCCUGAUCGCGCCCUCAGUGGCCGCCCUGGAUCUCUCCGGUGGACGUGCCCCAUGAGUGAGGAGUCGCAGCGGCACCGUGUGCCCAGAGAAGACAAUCACAGGUGACCGCGGUGCCCUCAGCCGAGCAGAGUCCAUAGGACAGGAGGGCAUCAAUCUUCCACAACGGUGACUGCUUCUCACAGCUUCUCACAGACGUCCGGAAAAGACACGAGUGUCAGAAGACCAAGAACCACCGUGUGGUCAGCAGUUCUGCUUCGCCCAGGUGUCUCCCACUGCAUGCGAUCUUCGCGGUGAGAUUAGGAAACACCACUCGGAUGUUGGACACAGUUCAGGUGCAGCUGUACUGAGACGCCGCCACGCGUGCCUCCUGGGGCGUCCUGGGACGCUGGGACUCGGGUGAAGCGUGCUCCAUGUGACUCUGUGAGACGCCGGGACUCUGACAGAUCGUGCGGCUGAGCCAGGAACAGUUCCGGCCGGCAGAGCGACCAUGGCGCCGCGCGUGGACUUUGACGACAUUCUGGAGAUGGUCGGGAACGAGAACUGGUUCCAGCGGCGACUCAUCUUCGUGCUGGUGUACCCGGUCUCGUUCCUACUCGCCUGGAUGGUGCUCAACAUUCUGUUCAUGGUGUCGGUGCCCGACCACUGGUGUUACGUGCCGGGCCGCGAGAUGUACAAUAUGACACUGGAGCAGUGGAAAAACCUCACCAUACCCAGGGAGACGGACGAGACGGGCGAGACCCGUCUGAGCCAGUGCCGCAUGUUCAACCUAACGUUGGGCGACGGCUUCGCGCUGACGCCCGUGAUCAGCAGCAACGGCACGGCCGCCACCGUCGGCUGCAUGCACGGCUGGGAGUACGACCGCUCCAAUUGGCGACGCACGGCCGUGUCCGACUUUGACUGGGUGUGUGAGGACGCGGCCAAUCCGACCACGGUGCUCACCAUGAACAGCGUCGGCAGCGUGGUCGGAACACUCGUCUACGGCAUCAUGGCUGACAUGAUCGGAAGGAGGCCGGUGUUCUUCCUGAACAUCGUCAUCUUCCUCAUAGGGGGCAUCAUCAACAUUUUCGCGCCCACCUUCCUGGUGUUCGUGGCGUCGCGGGCGAUCGCGCAGACCACGUUCCCGUCGCUCUACAACACUUUCUUCACGCUCGCGGUGGAGCUGGUGGGCCCGUCGCUGCGCGGCCAGGUGAACGCCAUCGCGUUCUGCGUGUGGACGGUGAGCAUGUGCCUGCUGCCGCUGGUGGCCUGGCUGGUGGCCGAUUGGCAGUGGCUGGGACUCAUCACCAUCGUGCCCGGAGCCUACUUCCUCGUCGUCUGCAGAUACAUCCCGGAGUCUCCUCGGUGGCUGAUCAGCGUGCGGCGGAAAGAGGAGGCCAAGGAAAUACUGAAGGACAUCGCCGCCGUCAACAAAAGGGAGGUCCCGAAAGACCUCGAUCAAAUGCUCGAUGAUCUGUCGCAACAAAUCGAACACGAAAAGAAAUACGGCAUUUUCAGCUUAUUCAAAUACAGGCUGAGCGCAAUCAGAACAGUCUUCCUCACAUUUUGUUUCAUCGGCAACAUCGUCAUCUACUACGCGCUGCAGAUGAACGUGUCCAACAUGGCCGGCAACGAGUUCCUCAACUUCUUCCUGCUGUCGGCGGUGGAGGCGCCGGCCAACCUGAUCGGCUGGCUGGGCAGCGAGCACCUGGGCAGGCGCUGGACAGAGGUCGGCUUCCUGGCCAUCACCGGCGUCUCCUGCCUCACCAUCAUGCCGCUGCUCUUCUCCCCGGAGCUGACCUGGCUGGUGACGGCGCUGGCCAUCACGGCCAAGUUCUCCAUCACCGUGUCGUUCUUCGUGGUGUUCCUGCAGUCUGCCGAGAUCUACCCGACGGUGCUGCGCGGCUCGGGCCAGGCGCUCGGCUCCACCAUGGCCUACGCCGUCGGCAUCGGGUCGCCGGCAAUCAUCUACCUGUCCAACGCCAACCCAGUGCUGCCGUACCUGAUCCUGGGCAGCAUCGCCGUGCUGUGCGCCGUGAUGGCCUCCUUCCUGCCGGAGACGCUGGGCACCGACAUGCCCCAGUGCCUGGAGGACACGCGCGACUUCCUGCACGACCAGCCCUACUUCUCGUUCAUCACGCGGCGCAAGCUGCGCGCAGAGUCGGGCGCCGGCUCGGGCGGCCUGCGGCGCCGCUCGGUGGUCGUCUCGCAGGACGGCCUGAACGGCGCCGUCAGCACCCGGCUGGCCAAGCUGGAGGCCGAGGCGGCCAUAUAGCGGGGCGCGGCGGGGGCGGCGGCCUGCGAGCCGCCGUCCCCGCCCCAGCGCGCCGCGCGGCCCAUCCCGGCCGGCCAGUCGCCGCUGCUCAGUCCCGGGCCGUCACCGGCGCCCUACACGAGGUCAUCGCUGAGCGCCUGGACCGCCUCACGGGCCGAGGGCGCCGGCCAGAAGGAGGUGCUGCUCUGACGAGGUCACGGAGGACUGGACUGUGGCUGAGGAGCCUGCACCGGCUUAGGGGAGUGGCUACUACGAGCGGGAGUCACGAGCUGGCGGUAUCCAGAUGAAACUAUAGCGGGAGACCAGCGUACUACUCAAAGAACUCCACAAACGUCAAACACAUGCACCACUGCGGGUCUUGCAGCACGCUGACGACCUUAGAGACAAAUUCACGGGAUGCCAGGUGUCAUGAUUGCGAGGAGCUUGGCUCGGGCCAACAGAGGACCAUUGGAUGUUGUGACUGUUCUAUGUGAGAGUUGUGGAAAGCCCGGCGGCGCAAAACACUCAGCCAUCGGCAGUUAUAGCUGCCACUCUAAAGGCAAGACACUUCAGCAGCCUGCUGGUGUUAUUUGCUGUAAACGACAUCUCGUUUUGCCUUGGCCCCGCAAUUAUAGAUGGAUUUAACGCCGUCUAUAGCUAACUUGUCACAUAGUCUGAUGAAAGGAAGAAUAAUUGCGUCUGUCUCGAGCUUCCAUCUCGGUGAUGUUUGGUCAGUCGAUGAAAUGAGCCUGUCAUAGGCGCUGGACAUUGUCGUUUACUGAAGCAACAGAGGCGUUGCUGACAGAUAUGUGUUUUCUUGCAAAGCAUGCAUGAAGAUGCAUGAAGCCUUGAUAAUCACAAAGGUGUGGUACUUACUUAGCUGUUACCCGCGCGAAACAUUUUCCCUUUGUAAGUAGUGGCCAGAGUUUGCGAAGUGACAUUUAUCAUUGGCGUAUAGACGUAGCUAGGAGUUGGCUACGCUUAAGUUUCGGUGUGCUCGGUCAGGGUAACAUAACACAUGUUUGUACAUAUUGGAAAGGUGUCUGAUGAGCUGUCGCGACUGGGGAGCGGCUAUUUGCUGUUGGUGUUUGACAUUUGCUGACGAACGCUAUUGAUAGGGCUAGGUGUUUUCCGAGUGUCGAUGGUGGUCAGUGCGGAUAGAAUAGGGAUUUUCAUCUUAUCUUCACGCUAUCCCUUAGCGUUUGGCUGUAGGCUGAGCUGUCUGUACAGUGUAUGUGUAGUUGGGCCGCUUACCUACUAUGGGCAAUGUUUGAGUCGUACGACUUGGCCGCAGUUCGUUCAGCUCUGCGUGCAUACGGCGAUGCACAUAUGCAGAACGCUGCUUGCUGACUGCCCGUGGUAGCCGGAGCCCCGGGCCUAGUGUUCGCGCAACAUGGCGCUGCCACCGGCCCCGGCGAACCUCCGUUUGACCCUGAUGUUCCCCGCUGUCCUCCGCGUCGGUCUGAGGCGCAGAGUCGCGGCGCGCGCGGCGGUAGACUCGCCCGGCGACUCGCUGUUGUGUACGUGGAGAGCAAUACUUAGCCGUCGGUGUG
Molecule: messenger RNA, 3977 nt
Organism: Amphibalanus amphitrite
Lineage: Eukaryota; Metazoa; Arthropoda; Thecostraca; Balanomorpha; Balanidae
Product: organic cation transporter 1-like
Exons: 9
Coding region: 682-2445 (587 amino acids)
Biological process (GO): transmembrane transport
Cellular component (GO): membrane
Molecular function (GO): transmembrane transporter activity
Source: RefSeq, a predicted model, not a curated record